Molecule: messenger RNA, 898 nt
Organism: Acanthoscelides obtectus
Lineage: Eukaryota; Metazoa; Arthropoda; Insecta; Coleoptera; Chrysomelidae
Source: the annotation of a GenBank genome assembly
CUAUCUUUCCAGGCGCGCCAUCCUCAGCAAUCCGGAUCUGCUACCAGACACUCCAUGGUCUCGGCUGUUGGAGCACGAUUUCUGGGGCACGCCUCUCAAUGACAGCGGCUCCCACGGCUCCUACAGGCCGCUAUGCGUGCUCACAUUCAGACUCAACCACUGGAUGGGCGGAUUCAGGCCAUGGGGAUACCAUCUGGGGAACAUACUAUUGCACUGUCUCGCCACUGCUCUACUCAUCAAGGUGGCGAGACAGGUGCUUCCCCGCUCAAAGUUGAAAGUGGGGACGACAGUCGCAGGCCUGGUCUUCGCUUCGCAUCCCGUUCACACGGAAGCAGUGGCGGGUGUCGUGGGCAGGGCGGAUCUAGCAGCGUGCAACUUCUAUUUCCUGUCACUGCUAACUUACAUGGCGCAUGUCAGAUACAGGGAUGCCACGGUGUACGCGCAGGUGUGCACCAAGAGUAAAAUCGGCGAGGCCAAGAGGUACAGGAGGUUGGUUGUGGCUUUGCCGAAAAGCGUCUCGUGCGCUGGGUGCCAGUGGACAGGAUGCAGGGGACAUAACGGGAUGGCCAAGAGCUGUGACAGAGAGGUUGCCAUCAUAAUGAAAGUUAACAGUAAAGAUAGCAGUUCAGAAACCUACAGACAGUGGUUCUACAUGGCACUGACGCUAGUAUUCGCUGCAGCAGCAAUGCUGAGCAAAGAAACGGGCAUAACUGUGCUGGGACUUUGCUUUGUCUACGAUAUUGUCUAUUCUUCCUAUAAUACUAAGCAUCUAUUCGCUGUCACAAUUGGUUUCUAUUUCUCUGCUAUCGAGGCAAUUACGGCAUACGAAAUUUUGAUGAAUUUUACAUAUCCACUCAACACAUUUUACGCAUGUAAUUGGCGUUUUUCUAUCAGCUGA